GAGAGCUGCAGGUGACGGGAGGAUACGGGUCUUCUUGUUGUACUUUAACAUGUCGGGUGUUAUUAGACUUGAGUUAACAGCUCCGGAGCUCCUGUCUCUGUGUUGCUGUCUGCUGUCUGCUGGAAUAACACUAGCAGAUGAGCGCGGUGUCGUCAAAGUGGUUGCAGCAGAAGGAAGUGAUGUCAUCUUACCCUGUUCCCUCAGCACCAAGGAGAACAUUCAGUCAAAGUUGUUUGACUGGACGAAAGAUGGUCAGCAGGAUGAACGCGAGGUGUUCCUGUAUGAUGCAGGCAUUCAUUACAACAAUGGCCGAGGAGGUCAGAGCGAGACGUUCAAAGGUCGAGUCUCACAUUUUCAAGAUCAACUGAAGUACGGCAACGCCUCCAUAAUCAUCAGAAAUGCGAGGGUGACCGACCGUGGAAACUACAGCUGUCAUUUUCCACGUCUUCAGCCACGUCAAAUAUUCUACGUUGAGCUUGUUGUUGGUGUCGUCAAAGUGGUUGCAGCAGAAGGAAGUGAUGUCAUCUUACCCUGUUCCCUCAGCACCAAGGAGAACAUUCAGUCAAAGUUGUUUGACUGGACGAAAGAUGGUCAGCAGGAUGAACGCGAGGUGUUCCUGUAUGAUGCAGGCAUUCAUUACAACAAUGGCCGAGGAGGUCAGAGCGAGACGUUCAAAGGUCGAGUCUCACAUUUUCAAGAUCAACUGAAGUACGGCAACGCCUCCAUAAUCAUCAGAAAUGCGAGGGUGACCGACCGUGGAAACUACAGCUGUCAUUUUCCACGUCUUCAGCCACGUCAAAUAUUCUACGUUGAGCUUGUUGUUGGUGUCGUCAAAGUGGUUGCAGCAGAAGGAAGUGAUGUCAUCUUACCCUGUUCCCUCAGCACCAAGGAGAACAUUCAGUCAAAGGUGUUUGACUGGACGAAAGAUGGUCAGCAGGAUGAACGCGAGGUGUUCCUGUAUGAUUCAGGCAUUCAUUACAACAAUGGACGAGGAGGUCAGAGCGAGACGUUCAAAGGUCGAGUCUCACAUUUUCAAGAUCAACUGAAGUACGGCAACGCCUCCAUAAUCAUCAGAAAUGCGAAGGUGACCGACCGUGGAAACUACAAGUGUCAUUUUCCACGUCUUCAGCCAAGUCAGACCCUCUACGUUGAGCUUGUUGUUGAAUGUGAUCCACAGUUCUCAACUUUGAAGAACAAAUACGGGGAAACUGAUGGGGCGGCAGAGCCCUACAUCUCCAUCGUCGAUGUCACGAAGGCCGGGGUGCAGCUGAAUUGUGACGUUCGAGGUGCGUUCCCACAGCCGAAGCUACAGUGGCAGGACAGUGAUAGAAACGUCCUUCCUGCUGAUGUGCCACGGGUCUCAGAGAGAGGACGCCGCUACGACGUCACCCUCCAAAUCGUUGUGAACCGGACCGCGACCAACCGCUUCUGCUGUGUAGUCAAACAGAAGGACAUCGGCCACAUGGUUGAGGCUAACUUCACUGUUCCUGAGAAACUGUUUGAGGACGCAUCCUGCAAAGGGGAGGUCACAGGAUGGAUUGGUGGAUUGGUUUUGGGAGCUUUCAUCAUUGUUGCAGUUCUAUUUCUGCUCGUAUUUGCUAAGUUCAUCACAAUAAACCGUUAUAAAGGUUCUCAUGAGAAGACAAAGUGUUCAUGUAACGGCGAUGCAGAUGGAGCUUUAUGACCAAAGAUUCCCUGCUGGGCCUUGUUUCUGGACAUUUUUUAGUGCAGUAUUGUAUUUAUAUUCUAAAGGGUUUAUUAGGGGUUGUCUUGCUGUUUUAUUAUGCUGUUUUUAUAUCAUAUUGUAUCUUGUUUGCAUUUUCACUCUGUCACACUGGACUGUUGUUAAAGAUACUAUAACACCUAAAUGAACAAGGUACAUAGAACUUCAACCAACAGAGUGACAUGCAAACAAUGAGAUGAGUUUUUUAAAAGAUCAUAUUGAGACAAUUAUUUUGUUCCAAAAGCUCAGACGAUCAAACCAAACAGGAGCUCUGAAUAUUCUGGCGACCUGUUACGCCAACAGAUCUCAGGCUUUCAUUACAAUAAUAUUAAUGUAACUUGUAUUAAUCAAAUAGUGCCU
Sebastes umbrosus (honeycomb rockfish) is the source of this 2083-nucleotide messenger RNA. RefSeq names its product butyrophilin-like protein 2. The coding region runs from base 50 to 1684 and encodes 544 amino acids. The record is from RefSeq and is a predicted model, not a curated record. NCBI's taxonomy places the organism in Eukaryota, Metazoa, Chordata, Actinopteri, Perciformes, Sebastidae. The transcript has 8 exons.